Molecule: messenger RNA, 516 nt
Organism: Dibothriocephalus latus
Lineage: Eukaryota; Metazoa; Platyhelminthes; Cestoda; Diphyllobothriidea; Diphyllobothriidae
Source: the annotation of a GenBank genome assembly
AUGCAGGAACAGGCUGGUGCGGGCCUCUGUCAGGACAUCGUAGGCAGAAUCAGUCGAAAGCGUAUCCGCGAAGCCCGACUCAAAGAAAUCAAACUGGAACUUAUAAAUUCUGAACGUUUAAAGGGCUACUUUGCCGACCACGCCGCAGACUACGAUGCUCUGCGACACGACAAACCCCUGUCCACAGCUGCCCAACCUCACCUUAAAGAUGUUCCUGGGUAUAUGGUACCGCCCUCUCUGCAAGCCCUGGUCAGGAAUUCGACCAGACGUACUCGUAGUAGACAACACUUUCGGCCAAAUAAGCGUGCGGGCAGACAAGACGCACCCUCCACCUCCUCGGCUGCUGGACAGGAGGCGCCAUCAGGUCACAUCAAACUGAAGCAACUGCGUAACCACAAGACCAAAAUGGCAAUGGCUCGCAAUCCUGCUAAACUUGCUCAGAUAAAAACCCAACUGGCCCGACGGGUAAGUAUCACACACACACCAUACGGCAUUACAACAUCCUUAUUUCUGUAA